GGGCGCGCCUGGACCGCUGUCCCGAGCGCGUCCCGGGCCGCGGGAGCGGAGGGGCAGGCUCGGGCAGCUCCCGGGCUCCUCCGGCGGCGGCGAGAAAACGUGAGAAAUAACUAGGAGGGGCCGCUCGGCGUCUCCUGGGUUCAAUCCGGUUUCAGGAGAGAACACGCUCCCGGGCAGACGAGCCCGAGAGGGCCCAAAGCAGCUUCAGGACGAGCAGCGGCGAGAAGAGCGCCCGCGCCCUCGCUGUCCGCCGCGCCGCCGCGAUGGCCAAGGCCGGGCCCCGGAGCCCGCUGCGCGGAGCCCUCUGCGGGCCGCUGCUGCUGAGCCUCUGGUUCUUCAGUUUUACUGGUGAAGCCUGUAAAAAUGUGAUGUUAAAUGUACCUUCUAAACUAGAGGCAGACAAACUGAUUGGCAGAGUUAACUGGAAAGAGUGCUUCAGGUCUGCAGACCUCAUCCGGUCACGUGAUCCCGAUUUCCGCGUUCUACGGGACGGGUCAGUGUACACAGCCAGAGCUGUUGUGCUGUCUCAUGAGAGAAGAACAUUCACCAUACAGCUUUCUGAUACGGAGACACAGACACAGAAAGAGCUAACUGUGGUCCUGGAACACCAGAAGAAGAUAUUGAAGAAAAGAAACAUUAAAGAAACUGUUCUCAGGAGAUCCAAGAGGAGAUGGGCACCUAUUCCUUGUUCGAUGCAAGAGAAUUCCUUGGGCCCUUUCCCUUUGCUUCUUCAACAAGUUCAAUCUGAUGCAGCCCAGAACUAUACUGUCUUCUACUCAAUAAGUGGACGUGGUGUUGACCAAGAACCUUUAAAUUUGUUUUUCAUAGAAAGAGACACUGGAAAUCUGUAUUGUACUCGGCCUGUGGAUCGUGAGGAAUAUGAUGUUUUUGAUUUGAUUGCCUAUGCAUCCACUGCUGAUGGGUAUUCAGCAGAUUUACCUCUUCCACUGCCCAUCAGAGUAGAGGAUGAAAAUGAUAACCAUCCUGUCUUCACAGAAGCAAUUUUUAAUUUUGAAGUUCCAGAAAGUAGUAGACUUGGAACUACAGUGGGAGUGGUUUGUGCCACAGAUAGAGAUGAACCAGACACGAUGCACACACGCUUGAAGUACAGCAUUUUGGAGCAGACACCAAGGUCACCGGGGCUCUUUUCUGUGCAGCCCAACACGGGCGUAAUCACCACAGUCUCUCAUUACCUGGACAGAGAGGUUGUGGAUAAGUAUACAUUGAUAAUGAAAGUUCAAGACAUGGAUGGUCAAUUUUUUGGAUUGGCGGGUACAUCAACUUGUAUUAUAACAGUGAAGGAUUCAAAUGACAAUGCACCCACAUUUAGACAAAAUGCUUACGAAACAUCAGUAGAGGAAAAUGCAUAUAAUGUGGAAAUCUUACGAAUUCCUAUAGAAGAUAAGGAUUUAAUAAACACUGCCAAUUGGAGGGCCAAUUUUACCAUUUUAAAGGGAAAUGAAAAUGGACACUUCAAAAUUAGCACAGAGAAAGCAACUAAUGAAGGUAUUUUGUAUGUUGUAAAGCCACUGAAUUAUGAAGAAAACCGUCAAGUGAUCCUAGAAAUUGGUGUAAACAACGAAGCUCCAUUUACUAGAGAAGUAACCAGAGUGACAUCCAUGAACCGAGCCUUGGUUACAGUUCAUGUGAGGGAUCAGGAUGAGGGGCCCGAAUGUGAUCCUGCAGCUCAAUAUGUGCGGAUUAAGGAAAACUCAGCAGUGGGGUUAAAGGUCAAUGGUUAUAAGGCAUAUGACCCUGAAACUAAAAAUAGCAAUGGUCUAAGAUACAAAAAAUUGCAUGAUCCUAAAGAGUGGAUAAAAAUUGAUGAAACUUCAGGGUUAGUCACACUUUCCAAAAUUCUGGACAGAGAAGCUGCAGCUCCCAAGAAUGACUUAUAUAAUAUCACAGUCCUGGCAACAGACCAAGAUGGUAGAUCAUGUACUGGAACCCUUGCAGUAAAUAUUGAAGAUGUGAAUGAUAACGCGCCAGAUAUACUUCAGGAUUAUGUCGUCAUUUGCAAACAAAAGAUGACGUACACUGACAUUUCAGCUCUUGACCCCGAUGAACCUGCCCACGGAGCGCCAUUUCAUUUCAGCUUGGCAAGCCCCUCUCCAGAAGUCAAUAAAAUAUGGACCCUCAACAGAGUUAACGAUACAGCUGCCCGUCUGUCAUAUCACAAAAACGCUCAACUUCAAGAAUAUACAAUUCCUAUUACUGUGAAAGAUAGAGGAGGCCAAUCUGCAACCAAAACAUUGAGAGUCAACCUGUGUGAUUGCAAUUUCCCGAGUCAGUGCAUCUCAAAGGCAAGGAGCUCAGGAGUGGUGCUGGGAAAGUGGGCCAUCCUCGCCAUACUACUGGGCAUAGCACUGCUGCUCUCUGUCCUGCUAACUUUAGUAUGUGGAGUUGUUAGUGCCAGAAAAGGAAAAAAAUUUCCUGAAGAUUUAGCACAGCAAAACUUAAUUAUAUCAAAUACAGAAGCACCUGGAGAUGACAGAGUGUGUUCUGCCAAUGGAUUCACAACCCAGACUGCCAACAACUGUAGCCAACGCUUUUGUGGCACAAUGGGAUCGGGAAUCAGAAAUGGUGGGCAAGAGACCAUAGAACUGGUGAAGGGAGGACAGCAGACCUUGGACUCCUGCCGGGGUGCUGGGCACCACCACACCGUGGACCCCUGCAGGGGAGGACACGUGGAGAUGGACAACUGUCGCUACACCUACUCCGAGUGGCACAAUUUCACCCAGCCCCGACUCGGUGAAAAGUUGCAUGUGUGUAACCAGAACGAAGAACAGGUGCCGUCACAAGACUAUGUGCUCACAUACAGCUAUGAAGGAAGGGGGUCUCCAGCCGGCUCUGUAGGCUGCUGCAGUGAAAAACAGGAAGAAGAUGGACUUGACUUUUUAAAUAAUUUGGAACCCAAAUUUCUUACAUUAGCAGAAACAUGCACAAAGAGAUAAUGUCACAGCUGCUACAGUUAGACACGUCCUUGCCAGUCGUUCUGGAGGUUUCCUCCAAAACUGAUAUUGUGAAAUUCAAUUACACCUUGUAUACAGAUGGUCCCUGACUUAAGAUGGGUUGACUAAUGACACUUUGUUUUUACUGUAGUGUGAAAAGGAUACACAUGCAGGAGAAACUAAUUUGAAUCUUGAGUUUGGGUCUUUUCCUGGGCUAGUGAUGUGCUGUGUAAUAUUCUCUUGCAAAGCUACUGGAGCUACAUCUCCCAGUCAGCCAUGGGGUCAUGAGGGGAAACAAUUUAUACCCUACAGUGUACUAUAUGGCUAAGCUAUGAUGUUCAGUAGGUUAAUUUUAUUAAGUCUGUUUUCAGUUUAUCAGCAUUUUAAAUUUAUGAGUGUUUUCAUGGGACAUAACCCCAUUAUAAGUAGAGGAGCAUCUGUAUACAGAAUAAAUUUUUCUAAAUUUGUAAUCAUGCCAUUUGCCAAUUUGUGUAUUAAAUUUUUUUGCUUAUCUUUUACAGUAAGUCAAAAUAUUAAAAUAGACAAGUAGCAAAUUCCAUCCCAUAGUACUAGAAUUAGGGUCCAAAAAGGAUCUGCUCUCCUUUACAGAUAUUUUUCUUAUAUGUUGGGUAAAUACCAGUCCAAAAAUAGCUUAGCCAUGGUAAUAGCUCACUAUGAUACACACACUUCAAGUGCCAGUUAUAAAACAGAUAAAAAAUAUUAAGUACCACUAUUUGAAGACAGUUUUAGGAAAGAAAAUAUUUGAGACUAAAGUAAAUAAAAAAUUUUGCCGUUCUGAAGAAUUGAUACCAGCCCUAGACCCAACCCCACUAUCAAAUUCUUCAUUUGACUUUGAAAGCAAAAUUUCUAUAGGAACAGUAUUGGAAUUGAAUGUAUAUGUUACCUUAUUGUAUAAUUGUAAAAUUACUCUACUAGUGUAUAAAAUUAUUAAUCAGUAGCAUUGGAAAUGAAAUGAAAACAAAGAGGAAAAUGGCAUAAUUUAAAAUGAGCCUGGGUGUGGUUUAUCCUAUAGUAGAAAUCCAGGGUUUAGGAAAGACAAAGCUUCCUGUGCCUAGUUCUCAUGUACUGCAUCAUAACUGAACUCAUCAGGAAGUAGUCUGUGUCCCUGGGAAACAAUUUACACUUUUCUGUUGUAAGUGGGAAAGAAAUAGGAAACCAGAUGAAGCAGUAGAUUUGCUUUGCAGUCUAUUUAAGGAUUUUUAGGUCCACAAAUUAGAAGCAAACUGGGGGAAUACACAUUACAGAUAGGACUCCUUGCUUCCUGAGGGCAAAGUUCCAGAAAUGAGGUGUUUUCCUUGGGAGCUAAUAGUAAAAACUUAAAAAAAAACUUACAUCUGUUGAAAUUAAAUCCUCUAUUUCCAUUUUUUUUCUCUCUCCUAUAUAUAACAUGUUUUUAAAAUUUAGAGCCAAAUAACCAUGGCAUCUCAGUCAGUAUACAGGCUACACGGGGCAGGGAGGUGAACUGUACUGAAACUUUUGAGUAUGGAGUGACUGUCCUUAGGCUGAAGUCCACAGAUUGACCCUGCUCACAUUGUGUUGUAAUCAGAAGCUGGCAACUGCAGGUCUUUUCUCUACUCACUGCCCUGUUGGAAAGCCAGUCUUGUUGGCCUCCUCCUUUCAUCUCCUUGUCAGCAUUGUCACAAGAACCCCAGCAGUGAUUCACUUAGGUGCCAAAUAUGCCAGAUGUUCUAAAGUCCUGCAAUGUGAAUUAAUUCUUGUCAGUUUGCCUUGUUAUGUGGAAUUUUAAAGUUAAGAGAAGUAAUAGGAAUUUAAAAUGCAUGAAAGAACAUGAGGAGAGGACAAGCCUAAGAGAUUAGAUCAUCAUUUUGGAAGAGGGCAAGCUCACCUGGGGUAUUGGGACAGUCAAGGAGUGACAUGAAGACUCAGGUGUUAAAGGGCAAGGAGAGAAGCCCAUGAGGGAAGUGGGUGGUGGCGAGGACAAUGUUGCCCCUGCUUCAUAUUUUGUAGGCCUGGCCCUUCCUUGGCCUUCCUUUCUUAAGGCAGUGCAGAUGUCCCUGGAUUUGGGGGAGCACCACCCAACCCCUGCCCUCUGCCUCUCCUUAUUUGGAAUGUGGAAUCAGGGAAAGGGCUGGCUGCAUGAAGAGUCUAAGGCACUCAGGAUGGGCCUGAACUGGUCAUACAGCGAAACAAAGCAUUCAUGAGGAAAGCUUCACUCCUUCUGUAGCCCUUCAGGCACUAAGAAAGUCUUCAAUUAAAUGUGUAUGUAAAAUUCUGACCGGAUUCUACAUUUUCUGUUUUUUCCUUUUUCCUAAAAUCUAGGGAUUUUUUUCAGACUUCUACACUUAAAAGUGAUUUUCUUUUGAAAUUCUUCUAAUUUUCAAGUAAUAAUUUUAACAUGUAGUAUUGUUUGUUCCUCAUAUGUAUAAGGUGAAAAUUAUGUAAUUUUAGUGUGUAAGAACAUGUCUUUUUAAAGCUUUCAAUUUUUUAUUCCCGUGAAUGGUCUUGGGGUUUUAUAGCUAAAUGUACAGGUUUUUUUUCUUACAUUUAUAAAGAAGGAGUUAAGUGUCUAAAAUGUAGUAGAAUUUGUUUUUCAGUGUUUUACACAGAGCUUUGAUUUGCCAUUGAAGAAGUUUCUUUGAAGAUUAAAAUAAGCAAAAAAAUUUGUGUGCAAAGUAAUGCACAUAUAGAAUAUAAUAAAACAAUGUUAACUUGG
This is a messenger RNA of Heterocephalus glaber (naked mole-rat), 5646 nucleotides long. It is a transcript of the gene Dsc3, whose product is annotated as desmocollin 3. The record is from RefSeq and is a predicted model, not a curated record. Gene Ontology annotation, biological process: homophilic cell-cell adhesion. Gene Ontology annotation, cellular component: plasma membrane; desmosome. Gene Ontology annotation, molecular function: calcium ion binding; gamma-catenin binding. Lineage: Eukaryota; Metazoa; Chordata; Mammalia; Rodentia; Bathyergidae.